This is a messenger RNA of Xyrauchen texanus (razorback sucker), 1609 nucleotides long. RefSeq names its product sideroflexin 5b (gene sfxn5b). Lineage: Eukaryota; Metazoa; Chordata; Actinopteri; Cypriniformes; Catostomidae. The transcript has 14 exons. Gene Ontology annotation, biological process: monoatomic ion transport; mitochondrial transmembrane transport; citrate transport. The record is from RefSeq and is a predicted model, not a curated record. Gene Ontology annotation, molecular function: citrate transmembrane transporter activity; monoatomic ion transmembrane transporter activity. Bases 101 to 1078 code for a protein of 325 amino acids. Gene Ontology annotation, cellular component: mitochondrial inner membrane.
CGAGCUAUUGCUUCACUAGUUUCGUACCCGAGUUGUCUAUUCUUCAAAAUUCCGUCUCAUGGACCUUUUUAUGAUUUAACAUUACUCCUCCGCUGCUGAGAUGGCGGAAUCUGCGUCUUGUCCGGUGUUUCAGCUGGGAAAACCGCGCUAUGACCAGAGUACAUUUCUUGGCAGGUUCAGGCACUUCAUUGACAUCAUUGAUCCUUCAACUCUGUUUGUGUCAGAGGAUCACUUAAAAAAAUGUGUCAAACUCCUGGAUGAUUUCAAGCAAGGAAAUCUUCCUCAAGGAAUAACACAUCACCAGCUCUGGGAGGCUCAGAAGGUGAAGCAGGCCAUUAUUCAUCCUGACACUGGUGAAAAAAUCUUCAUGCCUUUUCGCAUGUCAGGCUAUGUGCCAUUUGGAACACCAAUUGUUGUUGGUCUUCUCCUUCCAAACCAGACUUUGGCCUCUACUGUGUUCUGGCAGUGGCUCAACCAGAGUCACAAUGCUUGUGUGAACUACGCCAACCGCAACGCCACGAAGCCUACACCAACCUCAAAGUUUAUUCAGGGAUAUCUGGGAGCUGUCACCAGUGCUGUUUCUAUUGCAGUGGGUCUGAAUUUACUUAUCCAGAAAUCCAGCAAAUUUAACCCCACCACCAGACUGUUAAUACAGAGGUUCAUCCCAUUCCCUGCUGUAGCAAGCGCAAACAUCUGUAAUGUGGCUCUGAUGAGACACAAUGAGCUAUCUGAGGGAAUAGAUGUGUUGGACAGCAACGGGAAUGUAGUUGGAUCCUCACGGAUAGCUGCCAAACGUGCACUUAUAGAGACUGCGCUGACACGAGUGGUUCUACCUCUGCCAAUCUUUGUCCUUCCACCAAUCAUAAUGGCCUUCUUGGAAAAGCUUCCUCUGAUGCAGGCCCAUCGCAGGGUGAUGCUGCCUGUGCACAGUUUAGUGUGUCUGGCUGUCUUUGGUCUGUCCUUGCCGCUGGCUAUAAGCCUCUUCCCACAGAUGUCAGAGAUCGAGGCAUCUCGCCUUGAGCCAGAAAUUGCCAUGGCAACAGAUUGCAAGAUGCUGACUUACAACAAGGGACUGUAAUGAGAGAGAGAGAGAAGCCAAGCGGACAUUAUCCUCAGUUUAAGCUGCUGCCUAAGAUUGCCAUGGAUGUGCAGCACAACAGGUGCAAACAGCAUUGAGGAGGGAAAUGCAUUCUGAGCAAUAGUAACCAACUAACCAUUUCAUAAACUGCUGAAAUUUAGCAAUUUUGAUAAAGUAAUAAUUACAGUAUUUAAUAUAGUACUGACAAAAAUGACAGGGAGAAAACAAAGCCUUACAUUAAAUAACUUUAUUACAUAAUUAAUAUUAUAUUAAGUAAAGAAGAUAAACAUUAUACAUAAUGGGAGAAUAGUAAGUACAGCUUUAAAUUGUAUUAUUCUGUUGUUAUUAAAUGGUCAGUGAAUGCACUUUAAUGAAAAUGUAAUCUUAAUUAACCUAAGAUGUUUAUUUGCAUGUGGUACGCAUUUUCCAAACCCCCUGAAAGAAUACUAUAAUUUUUUUGUUGUUUUUAUGUGUACAUGUAUAAAGUUUUGGUCUUCUAAAACAUGAUCUUAAAACAGAAAUAUUAACAUU